Monopterus albus (swamp eel) is the source of this 1528-nucleotide messenger RNA. RefSeq names its product cytokine receptor common subunit gamma-like. Gene Ontology annotation, biological process: cytokine-mediated signaling pathway; immunoglobulin mediated immune response. NCBI's taxonomy places the organism in Eukaryota, Metazoa, Chordata, Actinopteri, Synbranchiformes, Synbranchidae. Gene Ontology annotation, molecular function: cytokine receptor activity; protein binding. The transcript has 9 exons. Gene Ontology annotation, cellular component: external side of plasma membrane. The record is from RefSeq and is a predicted model, not a curated record. The coding region runs from base 214 to 1254 and encodes 346 amino acids.
UGCCAAACCGCAGGAUCACACCCACCAACAGGCCUUAGAGGACGGGGAGAAGAGAGUGGGAGUAGAGGCAGAGCAGUUAAGGAUCUCUAUUUCCUUUAACAGGAAACAAAACCCACAAAAGUCACGUCAGAAGCAGCACAAACAUAUGAAGUACACGACACAGCGAUACUCACACAUAGAGGAAGAGUGGAUGUAUCCUGUUUGUGCGCCACGAUGCCAAUGCAACUGCUUCUGCUUCUCUAUCUGAUUGGACAUGUGUUUGCCAAAGAACCACCAGAUGUGGAGUGUCGGGUGGUGUACCUUGAAUAUGUUGAAUGUUCCUGGAAUAAGCAGGGGACUCCAGACAUCAACUACACUUUCUCCAGCUGGUUCUACAAUGACAAAGAAACUAACUGCACCACCUAUGUGUUGGAGAACGGCAUAAAGACUGGAUGUAAGCAACCCUAUGGCAAUGACAACAAGAGGUUCCUGUCAUUUUACACGACACUGGUACAUGGAAAUAAGAGUACUACGAAGGGUCACGAGCUUAAAAAUAAAGUCUUGUUAUAUCCACCAGUCAACGUGACAGUCAAGAAUGGAUCUGACUUUAACCUGUGGUUUUACUGGAACCAGACUAAAUCAAACUGUGCUGAGAGUGAUGUUCGUUACAGAACCAACAAAAGAAAGUGGGAGCAUACUAAAGUCAGUAGUGGUAGGCAGAUUUUCUGCAUCAACUUGCCCUCCAGUAAUUCUGAGUAUGAGCUGCAAGUGCGGAGCAGAAUCGGGAAAGACUGUGGAGAGUCUAUAUACUGGAGUAACUGGAGUGAGCCUGUGGUCUGGGGAUCCAACAACAGCACAGCAGAUGCUAAUCUAAUAAAUUCCUCAAUGCCCGUUUGGACUCCAGUGCUGUUUGUGGUGGGCAUUAUCACCCUCAUCCUACUGGCCGUUAUGUUGCUGCACCAUGAAAGGCUGAGAAUCUACAUCAUCCCUGUGGUUCCCAAGCCAUCCCUGAUCUCUCAUGACAUAGAGAAUUGGCUUCAAAUCUCCAAAAACCUGAAGGAGAAUUUUAAGGCCAACUACACCGAGCGUGCCUGUCCUGUCCGUGAGUACUGCCAUGUCUCCCAGUCCGACAGCGAGAGCUCUGAUGACUUCACCUGCUCUGUCACAACCAACCAAACCGACUGUUCAAUCUCCAGUCCUGUGAACCAGUCUGAAGACCUGCCCACCCCCUGCUCCUCUGCUGCCUCCACAGUUACCGUCUCAUCUGAGAAGUAGCAUCAAGUCUAUUUAGAUGCAUCUGCUGCACAGCUAUAAAGAUCAGAAAACUGAUAUGAUGCAUGGCCUCAGUUUCCCCAACAAAAAACCACAGCAAUUAAAAUGGAUUACCGUUUGAGGGUUCCAGUAGUUACAGGUUUAAAAAAACCAAAUCUGUUAAGUCUCAGGCAUGGGAAGGACCCAAAUAUGCAGACAAGCCAAGGCAAAGGUCAAUAGGAUUUUAAUGCAACACAAGAAACAGGAACAAAAUACAAGGCUCAACCGGUAGUAGUAA